Bufo bufo (common toad) is the source of this 8297-nucleotide messenger RNA. It is a transcript of the gene AKAP12, whose product is annotated as A-kinase anchoring protein 12. Lineage: Eukaryota; Metazoa; Chordata; Amphibia; Anura; Bufonidae. Gene Ontology annotation, cellular component: cytoplasm. Gene Ontology annotation, molecular function: calmodulin binding; protein kinase A binding. Gene Ontology annotation, biological process: regulation of protein kinase C signaling; signal transduction. The record is from RefSeq and is a predicted model, not a curated record. The transcript is spliced from 4 exons. Bases 291 to 6809 code for a protein of 2172 amino acids.
AGUUGGCUAGAGGCUGCUCUGGUUAGAGAGCAUUUACAUUUUACAACUUGAGAGGAAAGCUUUCCUGGACGUGGUACUGGAUGAGAUACUUUACAAUAGCAACCUGCGGACAGAUCCAUAGGAGUCGGUGAAAGCAGACACAAACCUCUUCUAUAGUUGGACAUCAGAAAUUCAACCCCUCUGGUAAUCAAAAAGCCUCUGUCAAGUAGGUUUGCUCUCAGAGGAGUUGUUCUGUUAUCUUAAAGAGGAACACAGGUGACAGUGCUUGGAAAAAGAGAAAGGAUCACAGCAUGGGAGCUGGGACUUCUACAGGACAGGUCGAGGACAAGACCAACGAAGAACAAGCUGAGCAAUACGUUGACCUGGGACUACAGGAGCAAGAUGGUCAAGAGGUGGAGGUCAACGUAGCAGGUGAUGCCAAGUUGCUUCACACAAAUGGUAAAAUAGCCAUAAUCAACGGGGCCACUGAGGAAGGAGUGGAAGAAGGACUACAGGUCUCAGAUGUAAAUGGACAUGGGAUCGGAGAAGAAAUAAUAGCAGUUGUUAAAGAAGUUGAGCAACAAGAGCCAGCAAGUGUAACACUGGACAAGGAAGCAGCUGAAGACAUGGGGAUUGUGCAUAAUGAUAUCACUGCAGAAGAAACUGCAAAGGAAGAUGAUCAAGUCGAAACACCAGAAGCCAUUGAUAUAACACCAGAGUCUGAAGAGAAAGCAGAAUCUCCAGGACAAGCCAAUGAAAAUCAGAACAAUGAAGUAGGGUUCAAGAAAGUAUUUAAAUUUGUGGGCUUUAAAUUCACAGUAAAAAAAGAUAAAACUGAGAAGUCUGAACCUGUACAACUUCUAACUGUGAAAAAAGAUGAAGUUGAAGUAAAUGGCACAGACAAUCAGAUAAUCGAGGAGCAUAUUAAUACUGAUAAUACUGAAGAUGCAAAGACCGAAAUCCAAGACCCCAACAAUAGUGAGCAGCCUUCUGAAAGUCCAGAUAAGCCAGCACGGGGUGCUGAAAGUCCAAAUGAAACCCCUGAAGAAAAUCAAAAGAAAGUGGAACAAUCUGAAGGGGAAAAAGAUCAAAAGUCCCCAGAGUCUCCUACAAAUGCUGUUGUCACUGAAACAUCUUCACCAUUUAGGAGAUUUUUCACUCAAGGAUGGGCUGGACUAAGGAAGAAGACAAGCUUUAAGAAGUCAAAAGAGGAAGACCCACAGGAAGUUGAGAAACAGAUCAAAGUUGAAGAGCAGGAAAAGAAUGAAGUACCCAAGGCUGUAGAAGAGGAGAGCACAACUGAAACACAACCAGCUGAAAAUCAUUCUGUGCUACAGGAAUUAAGUAAAUCUUCAAGUGAAGAUUCAAAGGUGUCUGCUGAGGAAAACAAUGAAAUUGUACCUGAAGACAAACCAAAACAAGAGGAACCUUCACCUGAUGAUGAAGCAGCACUCAAAUUAGAAGGCAGUGUAAAAGAAGAUGAAGAGGUAGCCCCAACAGCAGAAAAUAAAGAGUAUACACCUGAAACAGUGACUUCAGUCCCAGAAGCAAUUGAAUUGUCUAAGGUAAAAGCUGAGGCUGAAACUUUGGAAGACAAUAUUAAAACCCAGACAACUAAUGAAAUCGCUGUAGAACCAGCUGCAGAAGGAAUAAAUGAGGACUUGCAAGGAACAUCUGAGACUAGAGUUGUAGAUAAUGAUCAGUCACAAUUGGUUUCAAGUACUGAAAGUGGCGAUGCCAUCACCACAGAAGCUGAAUUGUUGUCAACACAAGAAAAAGCCAAAAUUCAAGGCAGUCCAUUAAAAAAACUUUUUAGCAGCUCUGGGUUAAGGAAACUUUCAGGAAAGAAAACUAAAAGUAAAAAAGAAGAUGAAGGCAAGAUAGAAAUCACAGCAGAAGCUAUUUCAUCUGAGUUCCCAGAGGCUCCAGAAAUAGAUGGCGGAGAUAGCUCUCCAUCCUCUCCUGAUGAGUCAGCAGAUACAUCUCCCAUAGAAAAAACAUCAGAUGAAGUACAACAGACUACAGAAGUAGAAGGAGAAGGAGCAACAUCUGAUGGUGAAAGAAGAAAAGAUGGAAUCACACCAUGGGCUUCAUUUAAGAAACUUGUCACACCAAAAAGACGCCCAAAGCGACCAUCUGAAAGUGAUAAGGAGGAUGAGGUUGAAAAAGCAAAAACUUCAACUAUGUCUUCUACAGAUAGUGCAGGUACUGGUGAAAAUCAGGAAGAACCCAAAGAGAUCAAUGAAGAACAAAAACUUGAAAAAAGCACAGAAGAAAGCAAAAAGAAAGUUGACACUUCAGUGUCAUGGGAGGCUUUAAUUUGUGUUGGUUCUGCCAAGAAAAGAGCAAGAAAAACUUCUGAUUCAGAUUCAGAUGAAGGAAUAAAAUCUCAAGAUGAAGCUAAGAAAACAGAAGAAAUUGUACCUGCUAAGGAAACUGAUUCUGAUAGCCCUAUUACAAGUUCACAGGAACAACAAAUACAAGAAAGUACAUCACCAGAUCAAACUGGCAGUCCUACAGAAUCGGAUGGGGUAUCUACUUGGCAGUCUUUUAAAAGACUUGUCACUCCUAGACGCAAGUCAAGAACAAGAGUAGAAGACAAAACUGAUGAAAAUGCUACAGCAGCCAAUGCAGAACAGUCAACCUCAGAGGGUGAGGCUGGUAAAGAAGAAAAUUGGGUUUCAUUUAAGAAGCUGAUUCCAGGGCGAAAGAAAAAAAAAUCUGAAGGCAAACAAGAACAUGCUCCUACUACUGAAGCUGAUCAGGCAUUAAAUGAAGCAGCUGAAGAUGAUUCUGAUGAACCUGCAGUAGUUCCUUUAUCAGAAUUUGAUGCUGCAGAGCAGGAAAAACUAGAUGCUCAAAUAUUGGAAGAAGCUCUACCAACUAUUGGUGGAGAACAAGAAGGGCCUUUUGAAAAGUCUACCGAAGAACUUAUUCAUGCAGUAACAGUAACUGUAAUUGAAGGAGAAAGAGCAAUAACUAGUCUAGAAGAAAGGUCUCCAUCCUGGAUCAGUGCAACAGUUUCUGAAAAUAUUGAGCAUGCAAAAGAAACUGAAGAAGCCAUUGAAAGAAUAAAAACAGAGGUCACAGUUGAAGAGACCGUGGUGCUAAGCACAGUCUCCCAGGUUAUGACAGUAGUACCAAACACAUUAAUGAAUGAGAUGGAGUUAACAUCAGAAGCUUUAACAGCACUAGAGGAAGCAAUAGAAAAUUCAUGUGCUGAAGAGACAACGGAAAUGAUAUCUGCUGUUUCACAACUAGGUGAGUCAGUUGUUUCAACUGAAGAAGCUACACCUGUGCCAGAGGAGGAUGCAACUAUGAAGACUUUAGAAGACCAAAAGAAGCAUACUGAAAGUAUACUACAUGAAGCAGCAGAAAAGGCAAAACUAACAAUCAAUACAUUUCAAUUGCAAACAUCUCAAGAUGUAACUGAUGUCUCUGCUACAAUGGAGGACAAGGAGAUAGUUUGUGAGUCUGCUCCCCUGUGUGCUGAAGAACAAACACUUUUAACCCCUGUUUCCUUAGAAGCUCAAGAUAUUACAAGUACCAUAGUAAGUGCUGAAGAGACUGUUGAGCAAAUAUGUAUUUCUGUCUUUCAGAAAACAAAGGAAAGUGUCACUACUUCUGAAAAUGUUCAGAAUUAUUUAAAUACCCCAGUUGCCACUUUAGACCAAACUGUUAACAUUUGUAUCAGUGCCUCACUUUCAAAAGAAGAACAGGCUGAUAAAUCUACCUUGCUGGGUACUGACAAAAGUGAUGUACAUCUUUCAACUUCAUCUGAGGAUCAGGUUGUAGAAGAAACUCCAGUUGUCACUGAGUCUGUAGUUAAAGAUAGUACCACUGAUUUGGAAGUUGUUUGUGCUAAAGUUGACUCACGUUCUGCAGAAGAUAUAAAGAAAAAUGAUGACCUAACUAGUUCAACUGACGUGAAAGAAAGUGUGCUUGCCUUAGCUGAGAUACAGGAUGAAGAAGUUAGUACUGCAGUGGGUCAAGUUCAGAUUGCAGAUAAUGCCUGUACAUCAAAUGAGUUACAGACUAAAGAAAGUGUCUUUGCAUCAGUUGAAGUUGUACCAGUAUCAAGAGAAGUGCAACCUGAAGAAGUUGUAUCUGUAUCAAGUGAAGUGCAGCAGGAAGAAGUUGUACCUGUGUCAAGUGAAAUACAGACUGAAGAUGUUGUAGCUGGUUCAAGUGAAUAUCAGCCUGAGGUAAUUGUAGCUUUAUCAAGUGAAGUAAAGUCUGAAGAAAAUGUUACCCAAUCAAGUAAAAUACAUUCUGAAGAAGUUGCCCCUGUAUCAAGUGAAGUGCAGCCUGAAGACGUUGCACCUGUAUCAAGUAAAGUGCAGCCUGAGGAAAUUCCACUAUCAAAUGAAGCGCAGCCUGAAGAAGUUGUAACUGUAUCAAGUGAAGUUCAGCCUGAAGAAGUUGCACCUGUAUCAAGUGAAGUUCAGCCUGAAGAAGUUGCACCUGUAUCAAAUGAAGUGCAGUCUGAAGAAGUUGCACCUGCAUCAAGUGAAGUUCAGCCUGAAGAAGUUGCACCUGUAUCAAGUGAAGUGCAGUCUGAAGAAGUUGCACCUGCAUCAAGUGAAGUGCAGCCUGAAGAUGUUGCACCUGUAUCAAGUAAAGUUCAGCCUGAAGAAGUUGCACCUGUAUCAAGUGCAGUGCAGCCUGAAGAUGUUGCACCUGUGCAGCCUGAGGAAGUUGAUCAUGUAUCAAGUGGUGUGCAUCCUGAAGAAGUUGCACCUGUAUCACAUGAAGUGCAGCCUGAAGAAGUUGCACCUGUAAUAAUUGAAGUGCAGCCUGCGGAAGGUUUGCAUAUUUCAAGUGAACUGCAGUCUGAUGAAGUUGUACCCAUAUUAUGUGAAGUGCAGCCUGAAGAUGUUGAACCUGUAUUAAGUGAAGUGGAGAUGGUAAAAGCACUAUCCACAGCAAGUGAGGUGCAGCUUGAAGACUCAAAUGAGGUGAAACCAGAAGAAUGUGCUCCUGUGUCUGUUGAGAUGGAGUCUGAAGAAGGUCUGAAUGUGCCAGUUGAAAACAAGGUGGAAGAAUAUUUCUCUGUUUCAGAUGAUGCACAGGCUGAAGAAGGUAUCACUGUUACAGCUGAGCUUCAGACUGAAGAAAGUGUUCCUGUGUUAAAUAAAGCACAAGAUGAAGCAAGUGAGAGUGUGCUAUCUGAAGCAAAGAUUGAAGAAAGUAGUUCUGUGUUGGCUGAUGCGAGCAUUAACAAAGUUGCCCCUGUUAUAGCUAAUCUUCAAGUGGAAGAGCAAGCUCCUGAAUCAGUUGAGAUGCAGGCUGAUGAAAGUGCCCCUAUAUUAAAAGCGGCUGAAGAUAAUGUGCAAGUAGAUGAAGGUACUAAUCUUUCAGCUGAUGCACAGCCUGGAGAAAAACCCUCUGUUUUAGAUGAAUCACAGGCUGAAAAUACUUCCUCUGUGUUUGCUGAGGCUCAGGACAGUGCCCAAGUAUCAUCUAAUGUGCAAACCGAAGAAGUUGGUCAUAGGACAUCUGAAGUACAGGCUAAAGAAGUUUCCCUACUGUCAGAUGAAUUGCAGGCUGAAGAACGUUCCCAAGAGUCAGUUGAGUUACAGACUGAAGAAAGUGUGGACCUUACACAAGUAUAUACUGAAAAAAUUGCUCCUGUUGCUGUUGAACUAAUUAGUGAUGUACAAUCUGAAGUCUGUGAAGUGCAAGCUGAGGAAGUUACUGAAUCAGUUGAGAUUCAAGAUGAUGGUAAUGCAAGUGCUGCUGUAAUCGAUGGACAUAAGGAACAUAUUGAAGAAGUUACUCCUGUUAAUAAGGUAGAUACUGAAGAAAAUGUUUCAAAGGUAGCUGAGAAUGAUGCCCAAGAAAGUGAAAGGGUUCUGGUUUCAACAGAAGAUAGCUGCAGUUAUAGCCAAAUACAGAAAGUAAUUACUGAAGGAACAAUGGCAGUGACUGAUGUAUUGCUAGCUGAACCGCAAACUAGUGAAUUACAGAGUGAAAACACCUGUACGUACAGUGACAACACUGAAUUCAAAGAUACCCCACCAACCACUCCACCGGAAGAGGCAAAAGAACCUGAAGAAGAAGGUAAAGACAAAAUAACUCAUAGUCAAGAAGAAAUUGUGGAAAUUAUUAAGGAAGAGGAAGUUGUCACUUCAGAUAUUCCAGAGCUGGAAAGCUCAGAGGCCAUCAAAGCAUCUGAGCCAGUUACAGCAGCUGCAGUAGAAGAACAAGUCUUAACAGAGACUGUGAAAAACAUUGAAAUACCCCAAGAUAGCAUAGAGCCUUCAGAUACGGUGGAUCAUGACAGAAGAUCUGAAGAUAUUGAAGUAUUAUCCAAUGGCGUACAGGUCAUAGCAGAGUCUGUCUCUCAGAAAGCUGCAGCUAUUGUAGAUGCUGCAAUUGAAGCAGCUACAAAUUGUUUUGUUGUUGAUGCUACCCUCCAAGACAAAGCACUUGAAGAAACUACUGUAUCUGAACAUGUAGAGAUAACUGAAAAAACUAACGUCCAAACUAUAUCUAUUGAAUCAUGCAGUACAACUAUUGUACAAAGUAUCAUUGAAACAGCAGUGGAAACCAUAGUAAGCAACAUUCAUAUAAAUAAAACAGUUAGUAUUCAAGGACAGAAUCUGGAAAAUGAAAUUGAUUCACAACUUCAAGAAACUGCACCUGUUCAUGAGCCCAUCAAGUCAAGUGAACAGCUUGAAGAAAGUGAACAAGAAUUAAUGAGGAACACAGGUAAAGAAUCCGAGUCUGCUAUUGUGGCUCAUAUUCAAGACGAGAAUGAACAUCAAACAUCCACUCAAGCUUCAGAGGUGAAUGCUCAGGAAAAAGCACCAACUGUUGAAUCAUGAGACCUCAUUUUGCAGAUUAUGAUGAAUAACCGAAGAAAUGAGAAUGUGAAGGCUGCUGAAGCUACCAAAGAGGUGGAAGCUGUAAUGUGAAAAAAGAUGACAAUUCUAAAUUAUGAAUUCUAAAGAUGGAGCACACCUGUCUUCAUUAAUAAGAAUGAACUGUUUGACAAUCCUGAGGUCUCAUCGGGAGCUUAACCAGAUUUGUCCCUUGCUCUUAAAUAUUUUUCUGCAUUCUUGUUUAGAUGCUAAAUAUUAGGAGGCAGAAUCCUAGGGGUUUCUAUUCCAAUUUGCCUUUUAAAGGUACCUGGCACCAAAGUCUUACAUCUGUAUUAAGGCUGUAUGUUUGAAAUAUCUCAUGGUAUAUUGCCGGAGUUAUAUGUUUCCAUAAAACUGUCCAAAACUCUAGGGGACAUCUUGUGUAUUUAUGUGUAUAUCAACGUCUUGUUUGUUUCAUUUAAAUUACUGUAUAUUUCCUUAUUUUCAAGUCUAUAUGUAUUAAAGGAGAAGAAAACAGCAAACUAGCUUAGCAUACAAUGCCUUACAAGUGAAGCUACCUGCAUGUGAUCUACACAUAAUAUAUUAACAGCUUUUCCUUAAAAUGCAACUUGGCUAACCAAAAGCUGGAACUGGCAAUGCAGCAGAGCUUAAGAAACGUUUGCUGUUUUAUUGUCUUUGAAAGUAAAUCUUGGUUAAAAAAAAAGCUGUGGAAGGCUACUUUCACACUAGCGUUUUGGCUUUCCGGUUGUGAGAUCCGUCAUGGGCUCUCACCACUGGUCUAAAACGGAUCAGUUUUGCCCUAAUGCAUUCUGAAUGGAAAAGGAUCCGCCCAGAAUGCAUCAGUUUGCCUUCCGCACUGGAGGCGGACACCAAAACGCUGCCUGCAACGUUUUUCUGUCCGUCCUGGUGGGAUGCGGAGUGAGACAGAUCCGUCCUGACACACAAUGUAAGUCAAUGGGGACGGAUCCGUCUUGGCUAUAUAAGACAUAAUGCAACCAGAUCCGUUCAUGAAGGAUGCAUGCGGUUGUAUUAUUGUAAUGGAAGCGUUUUUGCAGAUCCAUGACAGAUCCGCAAAAAACACUAGUGUGAAAGUAGCCAAAGCAGUUUACAGUGACAUUUAAAUUAUUACCCAAAGUUAUUAUAAAUGAUACAUACCUAUAUUAAGUGCACUAUAAACUUUAUUAAGACACAGUUUCAGUUCUUUUUUAUUUUAUUUACUUUUGCUUUCAAAUCUGUCACAUACGGUAUAUGAUCUGUGUAAUCGCAGUUUUGCACCUGAAUUAUCUACAGGGGACAAAAAUGACUCAAGAAUGAAAGGUCUUUGCAUUUCCUUAUUUCUGGUGUGGACAAUUCUAGUGGAAAAUCCCCAUGUAUGUUUGAUCUGCAGACUUUUUACUUGGCCUGUUUUAUGUGUCUUUCAUUAUGCUUCUGUACAUUUUGCUAAACUGUGAUUUCUAAACAAUAUAAGUUUAAAUAAAACUUUCGCUUUUA